CAACUUAUGUCAUUGUCAAUGGGAGAUCCAAUUAUAUACACACAAAACAUAUGUAUAUAUGUAUACAUGGAACAGAAGCCUAGAUAGGUUAGGAUAAAGAAAACGAUCAAAUCUGCAAAGAUCAGUCUCUCCCAAAUCCCCAAAAAAAACAAAGCAUGCAUUUCGUAAUAAACAACUCAUCAUAAAACGACACAAAACUCGAAAACCUCUCCUCCCGACAAUUUAUCAAUUCAUUUCUCCUUUUACCUUAGAAAAUCCCAAAACAUAAUAAAUUAGUGUGAAUAAGUCUCCACUAUAUAUAUGAAUACAUACAGGCCCUAAAACGUAAACAGUUUAGGAGUUUAUAUCUGAAAAUGUCUUUCUCCAUGAAAGGUCGAAGCUUACGUGGCAACAACAACGGAGGAGGAGGAGGGACGGGGACAAAGUGCGGGAGAUGGAAUCCCACGGUGGAGCAGUUGAAGAUAUUGACUGAUCUGUUUCGAGCUGGUCUUAGAACUCCGACCACUGAUCAGAUUCAGAAGAUCUCCACGGAGCUCAGUUUCUACGGCAAGAUCGAGAGCAAGAACGUUUUCUAUUGGUUCCAGAAUCAUAAGGCUAGGGAGAGGCAGAAACGUCGUAAAAUCUCCAUUGAUUUUGAUCACCAUCAUCAUCAACCAUCAACUAGAGAUGUUUUUGAGAUAAGCGAAGAAGAUUGUCAAGAGGAAGAGAAAGUGAUAGAGACAUUGCAACUCUUUCCGGUGAAUUCAUUUGAAGACUCUAACUCCAAGGUGGAGAAAAUGAGAGCUAGAAGCAAUAACCAUUACCGUGAAUAUAUUCGAGAGACCAACAACACAACGUCGUUUUCUCCAUAUUCAUCAUGUGGUGCUGAGAUGGAACAUCCACCGCCGUUAGAUCUUCGAUUAAGCUUUCUUUGAAUUAUUGACCACAUAAAAACAGACGCUUUAACCUUCAAGAGAUGUUGUCGUGUUUUAAAUUAUGAUCACUUGUAUCAUCCAAUGCAUGAGUUAUGACAUAGACAAAGUUGUCUAAUUUUCACUAUUUUCAUUUUGUUUGAUAUAAGAAUCUAUGUUAUGGAA
Arabidopsis lyrata subsp. lyrata is the source of this 1076-nucleotide messenger RNA. Its product is annotated as WUSCHEL-related homeobox 5. The transcript is spliced from 2 exons. Lineage: Eukaryota; Viridiplantae; Streptophyta; Magnoliopsida; Brassicales; Brassicaceae. The record is from RefSeq and is a predicted model, not a curated record. Gene Ontology annotation, biological process: plant organ development. Gene Ontology annotation, molecular function: DNA binding; DNA-binding transcription factor activity. The coding region runs from base 354 to 914 and encodes 186 amino acids.